Molecule: messenger RNA, 1310 nt
Organism: Papaver somniferum (opium poppy)
Lineage: Eukaryota; Viridiplantae; Streptophyta; Magnoliopsida; Ranunculales; Papaveraceae
Product: peroxidase 42-like
Exons: 4
Coding region: 61-1074 (337 amino acids)
Biological process (GO): response to oxidative stress; hydrogen peroxide catabolic process
Molecular function (GO): heme binding; peroxidase activity
Source: RefSeq, a predicted model, not a curated record
GACCCUUAUUUAAGAACCGUGGUUGUGCAAAAGACUGAAAGCAAGAAAAGAGGAAAAAAAAUGGUUUCCUCCAAAGUUCUCUUCUUAUUUGCUUUGUCAACUUUAGCUCUGCAAAUAUCUGCUUUUGCAGAUAGUAAUGAGAAAAAUGAAGAAAACCCAGGACUUGUUAUGAACUUUUACAAAGGUUCAUGUCCUCAAGCUGAAGACAUCAUCAAAGAACAAGUCAAGCUUCUCUACAAACGUCACAAAAACACUGCAUUUUCAUGGUUGAGAAACCUUUUUCAUGACUGUGCUGUUGAAUCUUGUGAUGCUUCACUUCUGCUUGAUUCAACAAAGAAGGAAUUGUCUGAGAAGGAGACUGAUAGAAGUUUUGGGCUAAGAAAUUUCAGAUACCUUGACACCAUCAAAGAAGCUGUUGAAAGAGAGUGCCCUCAAGUCGUUUCUUGUGCAGAUAUCCUUGUCUUGUCUGCUAGAGAUGGCAUUGUUGCACUUGGAGGUCCACAGAUCCCUCUAAAAACAGGAAGAAGAGAUGGUAGGAAGAGCCGUGCACAAAUCCUCGAGCAGUACCUCCCCGAUCACAACGAAAGCAUCUCCGUUGUUCUUGACAGAUUUUCCUCCAUGGGUAUUAAUACCCCUGGGCUCGUCGCCUUGUUAGGUGCUCACAGUGUGGGAAGGACUCACUGUGUCAAACUGGUGCAUCGUUUGUACCCAGAGGUGUCCCCUGAAAUCAACCCUGACCAUGUUGAACACAUGCUCCACAAAUGCCCUGAUGCAAUUCCCGAUCCAAAGGCCGUUCAGUACGUGAGGAACGACCGUGGCACACCCAUGAUCCUGGACAAUAAUUACUACAGAAACAUAUUGGACAACAAGGGUUUGCUCAUAGUGGACCACCUGCUAGCUACAGACCCCAGGACUAAGCCGUAUGUAAAGAAAAUGGCAAAGAGUGCAGACUACUGGUCCAAGGAGUUUUCAAGAGCCAUUACCAUUCUUUCUGAAAAUAACCCUCUUACUGGUACUAAGGGUGAGAUCAGAAAGCAUUGCAGUGUUGCAAACAAACACCACUCUAGUGUAUGAUAAGGUUUUACUGGCGUGUUUGGCUCUAGAGUGAACUGGUCAUGGUUUGGUUUAUGUAGAUGGUGACUUUAGUGCUUGCAGCACAUAAUCACCACCUUUUGCCUUUGCUGUUAGUUUAGGUUUCCUUUUGUCAAUGACGGGUAUCGUAAACGACGGUACGAUGUACGCUUAUGUAUGGUGGUGACGGUGUAUGUGCAUUGAUAAUAAUAACAUGGUUGUUGGUGAUUCAUGUGAAA